Kockovaella imperatae is the source of this 1209-nucleotide messenger RNA. RefSeq names its product galactose mutarotase-like domain-containing protein. Gene Ontology annotation, molecular function: carbohydrate binding; aldose 1-epimerase activity. The coding region runs from base 1 to 1209 and encodes 402 amino acids. Gene Ontology annotation, biological process: glucose metabolic process; beta-D-galactose catabolic process via UDP-galactose, Leloir pathway. The record is from RefSeq and is a predicted model, not a curated record. The transcript has 2 exons. NCBI's taxonomy places the organism in Eukaryota, Fungi, Basidiomycota, Tremellomycetes, Tremellales, Cuniculitremaceae.
AUGAAGUUUACCAACCUCGUCUCGUUCGCAGCUCUUUCAGCCUCCACACUCUUUCCCUCGGUCGCUCAGGCCUGGAACCAAGGUAGUGUAGACGGUACAGAUCCAUUCCAGCCCUACACCAUCUAUGCUUAUGGCAUCAACGCGACCUUUAUCGGUUACGGCUCGAGAUUGACGAGUCUGUUUGUUCAUGACAAGAACAAUAUUCCUCGAGAAGUCGUGGUCGGUUAUGAUGACCCCCAUCAGUACCUCAUCGACACUGAGACCAACCGGACCUUCUUUGGAGCCAUCGUUGGACCUUAUGCCAACCGAAUCAAGAACGGUACCUUCAACAUUGACGGUGAGACCUUCCACGUCCCUGAAAACGAGCACGAUGGUGAAGACACCCUGCACGGUGGAUUCGAUGGAUACGACACUCGAAACUGGACCAUGACCCAAUACAACACGAGCAGUAUCACAUUCACCCUCUAUGACAGCUCUGGCACUGGUGGGUUCCCCGGUACAAAAAUCUCGCACGUCACCUUUUCGCUUUCCGAUGCCACGGCCAAUUCUCGGGGUAAAUUGACCGGUAGAAUGGUCACCGUCGCUUUGGAUCAACCUACACCUGUCAUGCUGGCCAGUCACAUUUACUGGAACCUUGGCGCUUUCCAAUCGACAACCAUCCUCAAUGAUACGCUCUGGAUGCCUAACGCCAAUCGAAUCAUCAGCAUCGACGGUAUCGAGGUCCCAACCGGUGGUCUUCAAUCUGUCAAAUACCCCUUCCAGUCACCUAGUGUCCCGCUCAAUUUCACCUAUCCCAAGCAAGUCUACGAGGGUGUGCUAUACUCUCAACAAUGUGGAACGGGUUGCACUGGAAUCGACAAUGCCUUUAUCCUCGAUCGACCCCCGUAUGAUGGACCCGAAUCGACUUCCGAUGUUCAGCUUCAAUGGCAGAGUCCUGACACUGGUAUCACCCUCAAGCUCAGGACCAACCAGCAAUCUCUCCAGAUCUACACUUGCAACGGACAGAACGGAUCCAUCAGGUCUCACGCAUCUCAAGGAAAUCCUAAGAUUGAGAAAUACGGAUGCUUGGUCGUUGAGACACAGCAAUGGAUCGACGGUAUCAAUCAGCCUGAAUGGGGCCAGCUCGACAGACAGAUCUUCGGUGCUAUGACUGGACCUGCCGUCAACUGGUUGGAGUACGAGUUCACGACCGAGGAGUGGGAUUACUAG